Messenger RNA from Epithele typhae, 306 nucleotides. RefSeq names its product Tim10/DDP family zinc finger-domain-containing protein. NCBI's taxonomy places the organism in Eukaryota, Fungi, Basidiomycota, Agaricomycetes, Polyporales, Epitheliaceae. The record is from RefSeq and is a predicted model, not a curated record. Bases 1 to 306 code for a protein of 101 amino acids. The transcript is spliced from 5 exons.
AUGACGUCCCUCUUCGGCUCCUCCCCAAAGCCCGCCUCGUUCUCCCCGUCGCCCGAAGAGACCGCGGCGCGAGUGGAGAUGCUCAAGACCCAGAUUCGCAACGAAAUGGCGAUGCGCAAUGCGUCAGAGCUUAUGGGUAAACUCACCGAGAAGUGCGACACCAAGUGCGUCACAAAGCCAGGAUCCUCUCUCUCCGGUUCAGAACAAAAAUGCAUAUCCCAAUGUAUGGAGCGCUAUCUAGAAGCAUUCGACAUUGUCAGCAAAGCAUACGUUGCCAAGAUCAGAGAGGAGAAGUCUUCAUUCUGA